Sinocyclocheilus grahami is the source of this 1742-nucleotide messenger RNA. Its product is annotated as tetraspanin-15-like. NCBI's taxonomy places the organism in Eukaryota, Metazoa, Chordata, Actinopteri, Cypriniformes, Cyprinidae. The transcript has 8 exons. The coding region runs from base 89 to 997 and encodes 302 amino acids. The record is from RefSeq and is a predicted model, not a curated record. Gene Ontology annotation, cellular component: plasma membrane.
UGCUCCGCUCACUCAGGUAGACGAUACAAACAAACAAACCAGGAAGUAUCUACGCGAAGGUAUUUCGUGUCAAUUAUAAGUUUUUAACAUGUUCAAUGAAGUCCGGUAUUGCGACAGGUGCUCGUAUCUCUUUCUCAAGUUCUGCUUAAUCGUAUAUGCAACAAUUUUCUGGCUGAUAGGGGGCUUUAUUUUGGCCAUCGGCAUUUAUGCAGAGGUGGAGAGGCAACAGUACAAAACGCUGGAAGCAGUAUUCCUGGCUCCUGCCAUUAUCCUCAUUGUGCUUGGUGUGAUCAUGUUCAUCAUCUCCUUCAUCGGUGUUCUGGCAUCUCUCAGAGACAACUUGUGCCUUCUCAAAGUGUUUCUUUACAUGCUGGCUCUCUGUCUCAUUUUGGAGCUCGCCAGUGGGAUUCUUGCUUUGAUCUUUAGGAGACAGACAGAGGACCUUCUCAACAAAAACAUCCGUAAAGGCAUGGUCAAUUACUAUGAUGACCUGGAUUUCAAAAACAUCAUGGACUUUGUUCAGAAAACGUUCAAAUGUUGUGGGGGAACCGACUUUACAGACUGGCAGGUGAACAUGUAUCAUAACUGCUCUGCUCCUGGUCCACUAGCGUGUGCAGUGCCUUAUACCUGUUGUCUGAGCAAGCCUUCUGAAGUUGUUAAUACAAUGUGUGGACACAAGGUCCUGGAGAAAGAGAGGCUAGAAAAUAUAGAUGUGAUCUACACUCGUGGUUGCACGAAUGCCAUCUUCAUUUGGUUCAUGGACAACUAUAAAAUCAUGGCUGGACUUCUUCUGGGCAUCUUAGUUCCUCAGUUUUUUGGUGUGAUCUUUACCUGGCUUUAUAUAACCCGUGUGGAAGAUGCCAUCGAGGAGUAUGGACACUAUAUGGGUGGUCUGCUGGACGGCGGACCCCAGGAGACGAAGCAACAAAGCAAGUGGGCCAAAUGUUGCAAAUGCAUGCCUUUGAUUGACUUAGUGCAAACUCCUAAAAAGCCUUAAAUUGGAUUAAAAAAAAGGUUUAUACAGUUACUAUCACAUGCUGUGGAUGAAAUGAUGAAAUUUGUAGCAAUGCAAAACACAACCGUCCUGUGCUGUACUUUUGUAAUAUCAGCCACAGACUCACUGAUGCAAGAAAGCCAUUUUUGUACUGUCAAUAUCGUUUUUACAGUUACUCUCAAGAUUCAUUAUUUCAUCUGUCAGCUGAAAAUGGGUCAUUUCUUGUGUCAAAAUUUACCGAUACUAGGACUGACCUUCUGUCUCAGGAUCUUUCUACUAAAUCAGACCUGAAGCAGUACACUAAAUAUGCCACACAUUUCCAUCAUGUCGACAGAGUCAGAAUGCCUUUAGGUUUUACACAGCUUAGUUCUGCUAAAUGUUUGGACGAUUAGCACCCUGUCAGUCUCAGGUAAUGAAAUUCAAGGUUUCUUUUUUCCAGUGCAAACAGUGCUCUUCACAUAUGUGAAUUUGUACCAUAAAAGUCUAUGAAAAUGGCAGCUACAUUGAUCAUAAUAAGAGUGCUGUCUCUUUUGUUUGUACAUUGUGUCUAAGAUGAGUGAGAUGAUAAAUCCUGACUAUAAACAUUGCCACACUUAAAAGCUGUGUAAAUCCAAUCCUUUAGUUUACCAUAUUUGCUGUAAAACCUAGUUUUAAUGUCCAUCAUUUACAUGAUGUGCUUCUCAUGAUAUUUUUAUUUUGUCUAGAUUCUUUUUCAAACUCAACAUAUUUCUUUCAAAGCUGCAUGUGU